This is a messenger RNA of Boeremia exigua, 2511 nucleotides long. RefSeq lists its product as uncharacterized. The record is from RefSeq and is a predicted model, not a curated record. NCBI's taxonomy places the organism in Eukaryota, Fungi, Ascomycota, Dothideomycetes, Pleosporales, Didymellaceae. The transcript has a single exon. Bases 54 to 2213 code for a protein of 719 amino acids.
GAACAACACACCGUUUCCCUUACCAGUCAGUCCUUUUAGUCAACCCAUCGAACAUGGAUUGGGCAUCGAAAUUGCCCUUUGGGCAUUCGAAACAUGCAGAGCCGCACGAGGAAGACCAGUCGCUCAACACCCUGCUGAACCCAGACCAGUGCGCAGACCUGACAUUCCUGAUCGCGACUAUCACAGCAAUUAUGCGACAGUCAGUACUAGAUACCUUCGUUGCCGAGGAGAUACCACUGGAUGCCGAAACUGUGAAGUCGGAGGAGGAUACUUUGAAGGACGCACCAGAUGUACCGAAGGAAGACAAGCUGAAGCAAAAACGGCAAAAGCGAGAACAGAAUGCAAAUGAGGAGCUGGCGCAACCAGAAGUACAAGAGUUGAAGAAGGCCAUGUUGCAAUACUUCGACGAAUGGAGGGGCAAGGUCAUCGGCCGCAUCGGAGAGGUAGUCAACUCGCGACAGCAAGCAAAAGACCAGGCCAAACAGGUCGAAAGACGUAAAGUCGAGGAACUUGCAAGGAUGUCUGGGACAGAAACAACGAAUCUUGGAGAUCUUUCGCAAAAGACCACAGACGAGGAAACGGCCUUUACAGAGCGUUACCCCGCCGUAGAUUCACAACUCGCGCGUCUCGACGAAGCGAAGCGGACCCUGAUUCUGCACUCUCUAGUUCUCAUCCUUCUCAGUCUAGAGCACUAUUCGGCACAUUCUCGAGUGCUCUUGCUAUACCUCACCAGCUCACUCCACCUGAAUCUGUCGAUUCUCAAGAAGGACGAAGAAAAGGUCGCACAAGGUCUCCUUGAAGCUGCAUCGCAACAGCUAAAUGCUGAUGCCGAGACAAAGAAGGCAGCAGACGCCUCUAAGACCGCACGCAGAUGGAAGGUAGGACUUGCCAGCGUUGCGGGUGCAGCGCUCAUCGGCGUAACUGGCGGCCUCGCCGCGCCUCUUCUUGCAGCGGGUGUUGGGUCCGUGAUGGGUGGUCUGGGCCUUGGAGCCACAGCUGCAGCAGGUUACCUAGGUACAUUGGCAGGAUCCUCGGUCCUCGUCGGUGGUCUUUUCGGCGCGUACGGUGCCCGCAUGACUGGCGAUGCGAUGGACGCAUAUGCUCGACAAGUCGAGGAUUUCGCCUUCUUGAACAUCCACCGCAGCCAAGACCCCUCGAAGCAGGAUAACGAGACCCGCCGCCUCCGCGUUGCCAUCGCAGUGAGCGGCUGGCUGCGUGAGCCAGAAGAAGUCGUAGCCCCGUGGCGAUAUGUCGGCAAGGGUACCGAAGGCUUUGCUCUACGUUGGGAGCUCGAGGCUUUGCUAAAGCUCGGACACAGCCUCGAAACAUUCAUCACAAGUGCAGCAUGGGGCUACGCAAAGAAAAAGAUCAUCGAGCAAACCGUCUUCGCCGCUAUGGCCGCAGCAAUGUGGCCCCUCGGCCUACUGAAGAUUGCUACCCUACUCGACAACCCGUUCAGUGUUGCGAAGUACCGUGCUGAUAAAGCCGGAGAAGUGCUUGCAGACGCGCUGAUUAACAAAGUACAAGGCGAGCGACCAGUAACACUGGUGGGGUACUCCCUUGGCGCAAGACUAAUAUUCUCGUGUCUCCAGCGCCUCGCGGACCGCAAAGCUUUCGGCCUAAUCGAGAACGUCGUGCUACUUGGUGCUCCGUGCCCUUCAGACACCGCUGACUGGCGCAAGAUGCGCUCUGUGGUCAGUGGCCGUGUCGUUAACGUGUUUAGCACGAAGGAUUACAUCCUGGGAUUCUUGUACCGCACAUCUUCUGUCCAACUCGGCGUUGCCGGCCUACAGCCUGUUAUGGGAGUACGCGGCGUUCAAAAUGUAGACGUCACAGAGCUGGUGGACGGGCAUCUGCAGUAUCGCUUCAUCACCGGAUCUAUCUUGCGCAAGAUCGGGUUCGAGGACGUUGAUGUCGCGGAAGUUGAGAAGGCGGAGCGCGAAAUGGCGAAACAGAAGGAGAAGGAGGAUGCUGAGAGGAGGAAGAAUGAGGGCGAGGCGACUGGAGACGAGGAGAAUGAUAGUGAGAAGGAGAAGCAGAAGUUGGAGGGUGAGGUGCAGAAAAAGAGUGAACAGAGUAUGUGGAAAGUCAUGCAGGACAAGACGAAGAACUUGGACAUUGGAGGGUUUUUCGGAGCAAAGGACGAUACCAAGAAACCAUCGCCACCGGAAUCCGCAGCUGUUGGUGAGAGGAAGGAGCUAAAGAAGGCGUAGGGCUUUCAAUACACGACUAGGGUUGAAGAAACCUUUGACAGAACAUACGUCUAGUAACAGCAAUGAUAUCUGAUAAGUAUUUGAGAACCUCCCAUUUGUUCAGCUCUAGGUCAUGCACACUAUAGUCACACCAAAACACCGCAAAUGCAGUAAUCUACGAGAAAUCUUCACCAGUUUCCUCAAUAGUCCCCUUGAUCCUCAACAACAAUGUCGUCUUCCACUUGUCCAGCUUGCUCAUCUGAUCAUACUGGAACAGCUUAUCAGCGAAGACUUCCUGGUCGCCAUCCUGAACCGCCGC